Molecule: messenger RNA, 5574 nt
Organism: Symbiodinium sp. CCMP2456
Lineage: Eukaryota; Dinophyceae; Suessiales; Symbiodiniaceae
Source: the annotation of a GenBank genome assembly
GUGCUGAAGGCUAGUGUUGCACCUUCGAGUCAUGCUGGAGAUGGACCGCGACCCAGGAGUCAGGGUCGGCCUGCCACCAGCCCGGCAGCCCCGGCAGCGGCGGUUUGUAGCUCCUCGAAGACGGAGUUCACUUUGGUGAACACGCCACGUGAAGUUGUCAUUCGCUCCAGAUGCCUGAUGCAACGUGGUUCUGCGGGCCCUCGUCGAGUGGUCCUCCCCCGUGAGCUGGUUCCUGUCGGCAGCCGUGUGGAGCACGACAAUAGUGGCGAAGCUUGCACAAGCAAGUCAAGGUGUGUCAGAGCGACUCUUUUUGUGGGCGGUGGUUUGCAGACGGUGCCCGUGGAGCUGGUCUCAGCCCAACGUGUCGCAAAGCGACAAGUUACCGGUCGAGCUGGUGCUGGCCCCCCUAUCGCUGACAAGGACGCUCUACGUCACGAUGUGCCUCCUCUGACACCUGAACUCCGUGGAGAUCUCAAGCAGAAGUUGGACAGCUUGGUUUCAGUCUGCCGGACCGACUUCAAGGCACAUCCGCGCAGUGUGCGCUUCUUUCUUAGGGAGCUCUGGGAGGUGUGCCAGCUGCUGAAAGUUCCUUGUCUUCCUCGGCCUUACAGGAAAAGCCUUGCCGGCCCGCUACAACAAUUUGUCAUGAACAUUCCUAACUGGCUUCCGGCCGAUUUAGCUCCUUCCAGCGCCGAGCUGUCGGAGGAUUCUUUUAUCACGCUGACAGUCAUGCUAGCGCUGGACUCCAUCCCCUGGGAGUUCAAGUUCAACCAGACGACAUAUCGCCUCUGCAACUGUCGGACGACUUUCGGAUCACAUCGUUGCUUGCUGCCCACUGGCAGGCUGAGGCCGUCUGAGUUCGCCAUGCCUUCGGGCCGCUCUCUGUCGCGGUCUGGUGCCAGACAAAGACGCGUCUCUCACUCCACCCCCAAUGACCAGUUUCAAGGCGAUGUUUCGUCUGCUGCGGGAUACUCGCGCAUGGACCUUCUGCAGAAGCAGGAAAGGCAUCUGUCCACACGAUUGCUGGAUGUCUCGGCAGCGCUGCGUGUGAGAUUCCUGGAGUUUGUGCAGCAGGUCCCUGUCUUCCUGGAAGACCUCUUGAAAUGCACAGUUGAGAAGCCGGUGGCCGAGCAAAUCGCUCACCAACGGCUACUCUGGGACAGGUGGGCGAACCUUGUUAUUUCAGAAAUCACCGCAUUCGACAAGAGCUACACCCAGUUUGAGCGACUUUACAUGACCAUCGUUGAGCAGCUCAUGGAGACGACGCUGGAGCCCCUGCGCAGUAUGGCCAAAACGUGUGCACCACAGCUGAAUGUGCACACAGUCAUCAAGAAGCCAAGUUCCCAGAGGCAAGAGAAGGGUCUGGUGGCCUCCUUUAGUGCGGCGGCGGCAGCAGCUGAAAGAAAGGCCGAGGCUGCCGCAGUCAAGCUCAAGGAAGCAGAGGCACAACUGGCCGCCAAGGCUGUCAAGGUGCGUGACAGCCCGCCGUCGCCGUCGCUGAGUUCAGCGAGACAGGAGGAGCCAGCUCCGCUCAGUGACUCAGCGCCUCCGCCAGGUCACUACACAUCGAUAGGCUUGGCCGCCGUGGCAGACAAGAAAUACCAGAAACGAUUCGCGAUUUCAAUUGCUAGCCAAAGAUGCUACGCAAAGAAGCACGGCUAUGAGUAUGCGGUCAUCGACCCUUCAGAGUAUCCGGGCUGUGACAAAUUUCGUGAUUUCUUUUUCCGAAAGCAUUGCUCCGUGGCACGUUUUCUCGAGACGACGUCGGGCGAUCACAUUCUGUUUGUUUUCGACGGUGACAACCCCGUGGUUUGGCUCGACAGAGGCUUGGACCAUUGGUUGAAGGAAGUUGCCGCAACGGAUGUUGUCCUGUACGAGCGCUGGAUGAAUAACGAGAUCAUGGCAGGAAACUAUGCGGUGAGGAACUCGGACUUUGGCAUCCGCUUUCUUGACGAUUGGGCCAGCUUUGAAGAGGAGCUUCCAAGAAGUGGCUACCACUCUUCCGACAACGGUGCCAUUCACCUACACUUGCUUCGGGUACUGGGCUUGAAGAAUGAGAAGCCCUGCAAGUACCAGUGGGAUCAUCUUGGAAGCGAUCGUGAUCAUAUGGACGAAUACUAUGGCUUCGUUACUUGCACAAGGCUGGUGAUGGGUGCCCCAAGACGGUGGAAGAUUGCUGGCACGCCGCGAGUCACGAUCCUACCUCGAGGCCAUGCCUGGGCAAUCGAUGGUGGCGAUGCUGACAGCCACGUGUCAUCAGUUGGUGCAAUUUCACAUCAUGGACAGAAGACGGAAGCAAACUAUCGACAGUAUUUUCAAGACAGCUUUGUUGACAACGGCGGCUCCGACUGCGAUGCGAUGGUCAGGAAAGGCUUCUACGUCGACCCGCGGCAGUAUGGCGAGUCGCUGUUGAGCAAGCUGAAAGCGCGUACUGACGGCGCCAUGCUAGACUGGACUCGACAGCACGUUCCACCCUGGGACUUCGCCUACUUGGGCUGCAUGGCGACCUUGUCCUGUCGGCCGCUGGAUGACGGUGAAGCCCUGUCGGUCAGCAUACCCAGGCCGAUGCAGUCGUCGAUUCCCUUCAAGAAGGUCCCGAAAGAUGCCAAAUUCGAGGUGUGUGCCGGAGAGUGGGAGACCUGUAAAUGCGCGGGCUUCGUGUAUUUCGGAACGAAAACGCGCCGAAGUCCCGUCGUGGAGGUCCAAGCUGGCGAAGGCAAGAUUGACUGCCGUGCUGAUAACUUUGACGGGGACCCAGCCAUUGGCGAGAUCAAGAAAUGUGCGAUGCGCUCCUCAGCACAUCUGGAGAUCCCUUCCGGGAGGCAUCCCGACAGGGUUGUUGCCGCAUUCUUCGCGCAGAUCGACUCGUCGACUUUGGGGGCAGCAAUCAAGUCAUGCAUUUUGACUCCAGCCUCCUGGAAAAGGCUUUUUCGCUACGUGUCGGCCCGACGCAUGCCCAAGGUCCUCCAAAUGGAAACAUAUGCCGAGGUGCAAGAGAUGGCGCGUGCACUAAUUCAGGACUUCGAGUCUUUGUGCAAGGUCCUGUUGCAUUUAAAUGACAACCAAGCCAAGCCGGAACUCAAAGAGAAUGCAGAGCUGACGUCUGCAAUCUUGAGGCUUGAGCAGGUAUGGGCUGACUGCCAGUUCAUCCUUCACCAGGGCUGCCUGGACUUCAUCGAGGUGCUGGAGAGAGAAGUCUUGCCCCAGCUAAGUCCGAUGUUGAGAUGGCAAAUCCGCAUUGCCCUGGGCUGCUCUGAAGGAAGACCUCUGGAUCCCGAUGUCACGCAAGCGGACCGCCGCCGUUGGAGGGAUUGCGCGCGUUGGUGUUCCACAACAGCAGCCCUGCACUGGUGCAAAGUUUACAAGGACAUUAAGGCGGCGAAGGUGUCUCCCCGAGAUUCGGUAUCAGAUUUCUUUGGAGAAGUCUCUGAAAGUGCAGCUCAGCUGCAAGGUGGCGCUUUACCAGACAGUGCCCAUGAUGGUCUACGUGGACUGACCCGCUCAGCUCCGGGAGCUCCCAGCGGAAUUCCGCCUUGCCAGGAGGAGCUUUGGCGGGAUGCCAACCCAGAAGAAUCCAGCAAGAUCCUCAGGAGCCGGAUCUAUGAUGACUCCAAGCCGACGGGCCUUCGAAGUUUGCGGAAGUUGCAGAGCCCGAAGGAGCUUACGGCCGCACUCUCUGAGCUUGGGCGGAGGCAGCGCUGGCAUGAUGCACUCAGUGCAAUGCAGAUUCUGGCUCAUGCGGGCCGUUCCUGGUUGGUGAGUAUUGAAGCACUCAAUGCUGCCAUCACCUGCUGCAGCAGCGGGACUUGGCAGGGGUCGCUCGCGCUGCUCAGCACCGCGAAAAUGAUGUCACUAAGGCAUUCGCUGGUAACUGCAGGAGCGGCAAUAAAAGCUGCAGGAGCACAAAGCGCACAUGGAUCACUCGCAGACCACUCCAAAUGGCACAACGCGCUGCAUCUGCUGUCCUGCAUGCGCCAGCACAGCAUGAUCCCUAACAUCAGGCACCACAACGCAAUUCUAUAUUGUUCGCUCUCUUGGUCGACAGCACUCUGCAUUUUCAAAUCUGUCUUGACUUAUGAAUUAGAACCCACGGAAUUCACGAGUAGCCUGCUCAUGAAGAAGCUGGAGACCAACUGGCCCUUGGCAAUUCACAGCUUCCUUUCGAUGCAGCGCCUGCGCUUGGAGCAUGAUGCCAUUAGCGGAAAUGCAGCACUACGGGCCGGCGCCGGCAAUCGCCGAGUGUCCCGCGAAUUCUUGCAGCAUCUCAUCAGUGCAGGAGUUCCAGUGGACUCUGCUACUUGCAGUUCUGCCGGCAGUGCUUUGGAUUCGGAGCGUAUUUGGGAUUUGCUGCAAGAUGUGCGCGCAUCGGUUGUGCAACCUGACCUUGGGGCCUACACGUCGGUUCUGGGAGCUUUUGACAACGAUGGUCGCUGGGAGGCGGCUCUAGGGGUUUUGCGAUCAAUGGCCAUGGAUGGGGUCCAGGCAAGCUUAAAUCCAUAUGCAGCCGCUCAAAGUGCAUGUGAACGAUGCCGGCAGUGGAUGGAAGUGGUGGAUCUGAUUCGAGCUUUGAAGGGCUCGAGCGCGCAGUUGGAUCUCGUUGUCCGUUCGGCGGCCAUCUCUGCUCCACAAACAGGUGGGAGCUGGCAAAUUGCCUUGCAGAGCUUCUGCCAGCUCGCCCUGGAGACCCUGGCCCCGGACGUCGUGUCUCAUGGAGCUGUCCUCAGCGCAGCCGAGGCCGGGCAUCAGUGGCACUCUGCGAUCUCAGCCCUCUGGAGCAGUCGCCAUUUGAAGCCGGACGUCAUAUCCUGCAAUUCGGCAGUGAGUGCCUGCGAAAAGGCGAAGUCCUGGGUAACAGCUGUCAAUAUCGUUACGCAAGACAUGGCGUGGUGUCGCAUCUUGCCUGAUGCCAUUAGUUGUAGCUCUGCCAUCCUGGCAUGCACGGACACGAGCUGCUGGGGGCAGGGGCUCCUCAUGGUCUCGUUCGCACAGCAACAGGACAUCACGCCACAGGUAGGCAGUUUCGGCGCGCUACUCACAGAGUGUGAGCGUGCCAGUCCAUCUUUGGUCGCUUGCCAGCAGGAGCUCCUCAGUGGAUCCUUGCGGGCGGCCGGUCGCAAGCUACGCUUCGUGGAGCUCUGCUGUCCUCAGGAUGACCGGCACCACACUUUGCGACGGGACUUCGGAAAGUUCGAUGAGAAGAGAUUCAAUGAAUUCCGGACCUUCAUCACUGACGACGAGCAGAAUCGCGGUGGAGCAAACCGUCAGACAGACUUCUUCCGCCUGGUCUAUAGACAAUUGAAGGCAGUGGCUGCCUUUCCAGUCCAGGAGAACUUUGCAGCAGCCGUUCUGGCAGCGUCCAAAGCGCAGGAGAAUCUGAAGCAACCCGGACUCAGUGACCAAGACAUUGCCGUCGUCCAGCGUGAGCAGGAGCUUCUAGAGGGCGGCGCUCGGUGGAUCUGUCUCAUGCUCAAGGUCCAGGCCGUGGCCCCCGGUUUGUUUCCGAAGAAGCCGCCAGGGUCACAGAUGGCACUUGACGCUCCCAUCUGGAGAAAGCGUCGCCCUUCUAUUCUCUAG